AUAUAUUUUCAAACGGUUAUAUUCUCAACGGCUAUAUUUCCAACGGAUAUAUUUCUUGGUCUACAUAUAUGUGGAGCUCUGAAGCCAUUGUCCAUUCACUCUCCACCACAUCUCUCAGUCCAUUCACUCUCUACCACAUCUCUCAGCCUCCUCUCACAAAAAUGAGUUGUAGCUUACUUUGGCAAUACGUGAGUUCGUCGUCAUCGUCAUCGUCGUCGGAGGAGGAGGAGGAGCAUGAAGAUGACGGCCAUGAACUAAUGGUUGCCACAGCGGCAAUAGUUCUCGACGCGAACACGCGGUUCAAUGCUCGACGCCGUCGCGGUUCAGUGCCGGGUCGUCAGGUAAUUAACCGUGAUACGGCAGGUGGGCAUGCUAGAUUAUUCGAAGACUACUUCGCGCAGCAUCCUGUCUAUGGCCCCUCAUAUUUUCGCCGAAGGUUUCGAAUGUCUCGGCCUUUGUUUUUUCGCAUAGUGAAAGCUGUGCGGGAACGCGAUAGCUAUUUUGUGCAGAAAAAAAAUGCUGCUGGAAAACUUGGGUUAUCAUCUCUUCAGAAGGCUACCGCAAUGUUCCGAAUGUUGACUUAUGGUGUAGCAUCGGAUGCUACAGAUGAGUACGUUCGGAUUGGAGUAAGUACUGCUUUGAAAAGUAUGAAAGCAUUUGUUAGAGCUAUUGUUGAAGUUUUCGGAGAUGAGUAUCUUAGAUCUCCAAAUGAAGCCGAUACCGCUAGAUUGCUUGCAAUUGGAGAGGGCAGAGGGUUCCCUGGAAUGCUAGGGAGCAUCGACUGCAUGCAUUGGGGGUGGAAAAAUUGCCCUUCAUCAUGGCAAGGUAUGUAUACUGGCCAUGUGCAUGAGCCCACAAUCAUUCUAGAAGCUGUUACUUCACAAGACUUAUGGAUUUGGCAUGCCUUCUUUGGUUUACCUGGCUCUCUUAAUGACAUCAAUGUUCUUCACCGUUCUCGGAUCUUCGCAAGGCUAGCAGAAGGGCAAGCUCCAGAAGUUAAUUUUACAGUAAAUGGUAACAAUUAUACAAUGGGGUACUACCUUGCCGAUGGCAUAUAUCCGCAGUGGGCAACAUUGGUGAAGACAAUACCCUCUCCACUAGGGCAGAAGAAUAAAUAUUUUGCAAAAUGUCAAGAAGCACAUAGGAAGGAUGUGGAACGAGCAUUUGGAGUGCUUCAAGCUUGUUUUGCAAUUGUUCGUGGACCAGCAAGACUGUGGGAUCAAGAAGUACUCUAUGAUAUCAUCACAAUUUGUGUUAUCAUGCAUAACAUGAUAGUUGAAGACGAGCGAGAUGAAGGUCCGCAAGACUACAAUUACGACAACAUGGGAGAAAAGGUUAUUCCCUCUCAUGCAUAGACGGCCGAAUUCUCGAACUUCAUUCAAAAUCAUCUUGACAUCCGCAACGCACAAGUCCACUCUCAACUAAAGGAUGACCUGGUUGAGCACCUAUGGCAAAUUUAUGGGGCAAUGUAGUGUGCAAUGUCGUAUGUAGUUAGAGUUAGGAUCUAAGUCGAAAAGGUUUUGUCCCGAAGAAGGUUAC
Molecule: messenger RNA, 1539 nt
Organism: Brachypodium distachyon (stiff brome)
Lineage: Eukaryota; Viridiplantae; Streptophyta; Magnoliopsida; Poales; Poaceae
Exons: 2
Coding region: 69-1355 (428 amino acids)
Source: RefSeq, a predicted model, not a curated record